This is a messenger RNA of Mesitornis unicolor (brown roatelo), 4057 nucleotides long. Its product is annotated as mitogen-activated protein kinase-binding protein 1-like. The record is from RefSeq and is a predicted model, not a curated record. Gene Ontology annotation, molecular function: protein binding. NCBI's taxonomy places the organism in Eukaryota, Metazoa, Chordata, Aves, Mesitornithiformes, Mesitornithidae.
UCGUCUUUUCUCUGGUAUGGCUGAUGCGAAGUAUCCAGACACGAUUGCCUUGACCUUUGACCCUACCAACCAGUGGCUUUCCUGUGUGUACAACGACCACAGCCUGUAUGUGUGGGAUGUCAAAGACCCGAAGAAAGUGGGCAAGGUGUACUCCGCUUUGUACCACUCUUCCUGCGUGUGGAACAUUGAGAUGUAUCCAGAGGUGAAAGACAGCAAUCAGUCAUGCCUGCCCCCUGGUUCCUUCAUCACCUGCUCCUCUGACAACACCAUUCGUCUGUGGAACACGGAGAGCUCCAACAUUCAUGGCACAGCCCUGCACCGCAACAUCCUCAGCCACGACUUGAUGAAAAUCAUCUAUGUAGAUGACAACACUCAGGUACUUCUGGACACUGAUUUAGGAAGUGCAGACAAAGCUGAUGCACAAGUGAUGGAUACGAAGGUGGGGAUACGCACGGUUUGUGUGAGUCCCAGUGGGGAGCACCUGGCCUCGGGGGACAGGAUAGGCACUCUCAGGAUAUAUGAGCUGCAGUCUCUGAGGGAAAUGCUGAAGGUGGAAGCCCAUGACUCUGAAAUCCUAUGUCUAGAGUACUCCAAACCUGACACAGGCUUAAAGCUCUUAGCCUCAGCCAGUCGGGAUAGAUUGAUUCAUGUCUUGGAUGCUGGAAAGGACUACAGCCUGCAACAGACCCUGGAUGAACAUUCUUCUUCCAUCACUGCUGUGAAGUUUGCAGCCAAUGAUGGCAAAGUGCGAAUGAUAAGCUGUGGGGCAGAUAAGAGCAUCUAUUUCCGCACUGCGCAGAAGACAGGAGAAGGGGUUCAGUUUACCCGAACACAUCACAUUGUUAGGAAGACUACUCUGUAUGACAUGGAUGUGGACCCCAGCUGGAAAUACGCAGCUAUUGGAUGCCAGGAUCGUAACAUCAGGGUUUUCAACAUAAGCAGUGGGAAGCAGAAGAAGCUUUACAAGGGAUCCCAAGGUGAAGAUGGCACCCUCAUCAAAGUGCAAACAGAUCCCUCUGGUCUUUAUAUUGCAACCAGUUGUUCUGACAAGAACCUCUCCAUCUUCGAUUUCUACUCUGGCGAGUGUGUUGCAACCAUGUAUGGACAUUCAGAGAUCGUAACUGGGAUGAAAUUCAGCAAUGACUGCAAACAUCUGAUCUCUGUUUCUGGUGACAGCUGUAUCUUCAUUUGGCGUCUGAGCUCAGAGAUGACCAUCAACAUGCGGCAGCGACUGUCUGACAUGAAGCAGAGAGGGAAGCAGGCAGAAAAGUCUCCUCCACACAAGACAGCUGGACUCAUGAGGCAUGAGUCCAUCUCUGCCCUGUCCUCUGUGCCUGCACUCUCAUCAGACAGCGACAAGGAUGGUGAAGACGAAGGGAACGAUGAAGAUGAGCUACGUGGGCUGCAGUCUUUCCAGAUUCAGUCCAACUGCAGCGCUGAGAGAGACUCAGAUCCAGAUCUUACCCUCUCAAGAAGCCUUUCCCACUGGGAAAUGAGGAGGGCCAAAGAGAUAGCGGCAAUCCAGCGCUCAGAGGCACCAAUGAGCAAGAUGCCUCGGCAACGUGGGCGCUGGUCCCAGCCAACCAGCAACAUAGAGAUGACUGUGAAAUCCAUGCUUGAUUUGCGUCAGUUGGAGUCUUUCUCUGUUUCCCGUUCACCGAGUCGAGACUCGCUGUCUCAAAACAGCAACGGGGACGAUAGAGAAGAGCAGGCAGAUCUUCCUGUGCACAUCAACAAAGUUGGCAGCUCAGUACCUCCCCAAGAUAACCGGUCUUGCGUGCGACCUCAAGUGAUUCGGCUUGUGUCUUGUGAAGAGGGGAUUUUCUCUCAGGAACUGGAACCUUCUGAGAGUGAGGAGUGUGUAAUCUACCCUGAGCAAGAUGAAAUCCAUCCCACAGGCCCUAGCAGUGAGUUCCAGGUAAAAGCACUGUCCCACGGGAAGCUAAGUAGAGGUUAUCACAGUAAUGGAUGCCCAGACAAACACAGUCCUGACAGUGCCUGCUCUGUAGAUUACAGCAGCAGUCGCCUGUCCAGCCCAGACCAUCCGAAUGAAGAUUCUGAAAGCACUGAGCCCCUAAGUGUGGAUGGCAUCUCAGACCUGGAGGGAGAGGAAGGAGAGGAGGAUGUGGGUACUAGCAUGCCGGAGGGAGAAGUCCCCCGGACACCCGAUCAGGAAAAGUUCCUGAAGCAACAUUUUGGGACCCUGGGCAGUACUGAUGGAAAAGGUGGCUCAUGUAGAAAUCUGGAAAGAACUGAAAACCUCAGCAUUUCCUCUCGCUUUCUUUCCCAGUCCCCGGCUCUCAGACGAUUGUCACUCUCUUCAUCAAAUCUGAUACUGGAUUCAAAACCCAUCGAGCCGCCAACCCAGACCAGCCGGUUUAUACCAGACCUGUUGAAAAAUGGCAGCAGCCAUCCUGGUGAUGCAUUGGAGAACACCCAGCUCCUGGAGAGUGUAAAUUCAAAUCGAGCUGUUUAUGCCCAGAAAAAGCGCAGAUCAGCUUUGGAGGCCAGCAGAGCUGGUAUGGCUCCUGGACGGGUUAUUGCGUCCUUUCCGGAAGGCCCUGUGAAUGCAGUGAUGAGGAAGGCACAGUCAGUUCAUGACCUCGUUCAUGAGGAUAAGGGUCCUGGAGUAAUAUCCUCUGCCAAGCAGCGCCCUCAGACUCUUUUGGUGGUUGAGAAGGAUCCCAAACCUAGCAGUUGCAGGGCGUUAUCAACCAGUAUGUUGAAGAUGGAUGGAUCUGGUGCUCUGCUGGCCAAAGAUGUCAGGGCUGCGAAACCAAAGUCCUAUAUGAACCCCACAACCAGCUUCCGGGCUAAGAUGUCAAGGAGCAUAUCUGUAGGGGAAAAUCUGUACCUUGGUUACUCCACGGAAAUGUUGACUGAUGGGAGGACUAGCCCUCCAGUGGCAGAGAAGAUGCAAUUUAGCUCCACAGAAGAUGCUGAGAAGAUUAAGUUACCAGUGAAAGAAAACGUUCCAGUGAAGCCAGCGCUUCAGCCAGUUGUAAACUGCUCAUCUCCCAAGUCCUUCCACAGCAAGUUGGCAUCGUCCAACCGAGCACAUCUGAUUCUUGACAUUCCCAAGCCAUUGCCUGAUAGACCCACACUGGCCUCCUUCUCACCCACUACCAAAACAAAAACCUUGCUUGAGCCACAGUGUCCACAGUCGCCUGCUGGGGUCUGUAAAAAGAAACCCUCUUUUCCUGAGGUCCGAGCCUCCAAGAAGGAGAAUCAAACUGCUGGGUCUUUGGUUCCUGGUAAAGAGAUCCCAACAGGACUUGCUAAGGAGAGCCCAGUGGAGAGUUCAGUCUCAAGGACAGGUUGCCAGGAUGAGCCAGGGGUCACUAAUCCAAAGCUGAGGGAGCUGUCAGAGGGUCAUCACCUGAGGUCUCCAGAGGGCACACUGCCCAGGUGCAGGGAGAGGAUCACCGGGAUCGCCUGUGUGCUAGACAACCAAUCUGGACUUUGCCCACUAGACCCCAUCAGGCCGAGGUCUCCUACGUCUAUAACUGCCUCAGCACAGGUCUCAGGUGUGCAUGGAUACCCAUCUCUUAUCUUCCCCCUUCUGUCUCCUGUCUUUGUGAACCGCCUCACGAUCCCAUCACAUUUCUUUACGUCCAGCUUCGGGCCUGUCUCGUCCUGUCUGCACCUGUCUCGUUCCAUAAGCCAUCCCCUCAAUGAGUUGUGCAUCAGCGUGGAGCAGUGUGAGCACGUGGUGUCCGAGCUCCAGGACAGCAUGCGCAAAGCCAUUCAUCUCUACCGCAUGGUGUUAAAUGAUACGGAGUCUUCUACUGACAAAGAUAAAAUAGCGGGCCUCCUGACAGAAACAUUCUCCUCAAUGAAGAAAGAAUUGGACUCUCUGAAGGAUGAGGAAGAGCUUCCAAAGGUUAAGGAGGCACUGGCAAAGCCACAGGAUACCACUAGCCCACCGAAUGAGGGAUGCGGUGCCAAUCUACCAAGUCCCAAGAGUUUGGGAGAUGAGCAGACACUAGCUCUGCUGGAACAGUACUCGGAGCUAUUGUUACAAGCUGUGGAACGACGCAUGGACAAAAAACUCUAA